AAACGUCACAAACUCAUGCCUCCACUACUUAUCCCAAACUUUUAUCUACACAUAUUUACACAUUCCAACUUUGCAAUUCAUCACUUAAAUUGUGCAUCGAAAAUCCUACUCGACCAAUGGAACAGCGCCACGUGCUCCUAGUAACCCUGCCAGCACAAGGCCACGUCAACCCUUCCCUCCAAUUUGCAAAGAAGCUCAUAAAAAUGGGCAUCCACGUCACCUUCGCCACCAGCCUCUCCGCGCGGCGGCUCGUGGCGGAGACCGCCGCCACCAAGGGCCUAACCUUCCUCACAUUCUCCGACGGAUACGACGGCGGUUACAAGCUCAGCGACGACACUAAAAACUUCAUGGAAUCGAUGCGAAAAAAAGGCUCCAAGGCCUUGAGAGACGCCAUCGCCGUCGCAGCGGAGGAGGGCCGCCCCGUCACGUGUCUAGUCUACACGCUCCUCCUCCCCUGGGCGACGGAGGUGGCGCGUGAGCUCCACAUCCCCAGCACGCUCCUCUGGAUCCAACCGGCCACCGUCUUCAGCAUUUACUACCACUUUUUCAACGGAUUUUCCGACGAAAUCAACGAGAAAUCGGAUAAUCCAGGCUGGAAAAUCGAAAUCCCCGGAGCUCCGCCGCUCUCCAAAACCGACCUUCCCUCCUUCCUCCUCCCUUCUUCGUCAACAGAAGCGCUUGCGGCGUUCAAGGAGCAGUUCGAAGAGCUCGAUGCCGAGGCGAGCAAGCCGAAGGUGUUCGUCAACACCUUUGACUCGCUCGAGGCGGAAGCGCUGGCUGCGAUCGACCGCUACGAGCUGGUCGGAGUCGGACCGCUGAUUCCAUCCGCUUUUGUCAACGGCGAGGAUCCGUCGGAGAAGUCGUUCGUCGUUGACCUCUUUGAGAAAUCCGACGGCUGCAUCGAGUGGCUAAACUCGAAGCAGCAGUCGUCGGUUGUGUAUGUGGCAUUUGGGAGCCUGGUGAGGCUCCCGAAGCCACAGAUGGAGGAGAUCGCAGCCGGCCUCCUCCGCUCUGGGAGGCCGUUUUUGUGGGUAUUGCGAGGCGAGGAGAAAGAGGAAGAGAAACUGAGCUGUUUGGAAGAUUUGGAUAAGAUUGGGAAGAUGGUGACGUGGUGCUCCCAGCUCGAGGUGUUGAAGCACCCCUCGCUAGGAUGCUUCGUAACGCACUGUGGGUGGAACUCGACUCUGGAGAGCCUGUCGUGUGGGGUCCCUGUCGUGGCGUUUCCUCGUUGGACGGAUCAGGGGACGAAUGCGAAGAUGAUAGAGGACGUGUGGAGGAUUGGGGUUAGGGUUAGAGGUAAUGAGGAUGGGAUUGUGGAGAGUGGUGAGAUUUGGAGAUGUAUUGAGGAAGUGAUGGACGGUGGUUUGAAGAGUUUCGAAUUCAGACUCAAUGCUAAUAAAUGGAAGGGAUUGGCCAGAGAAGCUGCGGCGGAAGAUGGAUCUUCGACUAUGAAUUUGAAGGUGUUUUUAGAUCAAGCAUGUUGAAAUGUUUUACUCCUCCUGUCCCAUAGAAAUAGACCCUUUAGGGUUGGCACGAGUUAGUAAUGUGUAAUUGAUAAAGUAAGAGAGAAUGAGAAAAAGUAGUUGAAAUUGUGUAGUGGGUGGUGACACCAUAAAUGAUACUAGGUCCAUUUUAUUAGGAGUGUAAAGAUUUCCUAAAAUGAAAAAUUUGAAAGUUACUGUUUUUAA
Molecule: messenger RNA, 1688 nt
Organism: Salvia hispanica
Lineage: Eukaryota; Viridiplantae; Streptophyta; Magnoliopsida; Lamiales; Lamiaceae
Source: RefSeq, a predicted model, not a curated record